Messenger RNA from Mollisia scopiformis, 2103 nucleotides. RefSeq lists its product as uncharacterized. The record is from RefSeq and is a predicted model, not a curated record. The coding region runs from base 1 to 2103 and encodes 700 amino acids. Lineage: Eukaryota; Fungi; Ascomycota; Leotiomycetes; Helotiales; Mollisiaceae. The transcript is spliced from 2 exons.
AUGUAUAUUUCAACCAUCUUCUUCGGUGCUGUUCUCUAUCUUGCUUCGUCUUCCGAAGCCAAGCAGAUCAACCGCACACAGAUAUCCCAGUCUAUUAUGUCAAAGACAGCUACCGCUGUCACUGCUUCACAGACCGCGGCUAUUCUUAACGCUACUGUCCUCGACUGCUUCUUGACUCUUCCAGCCAGUCCAUUGACCGCUCAAGGACUUUCAACUCCUUUCCUGCUCAAGGCACCAUGCAGCCAGAGUGUAGCCACCCAGCAGGCCUUUGCUGAAGCUGCAAUAUUCGACCCAACUACUGGAACCAUCAGCAUCUAUCAUCCUCUCGUUAUCGACGCUGGAACAAAUCCAGCUGCGGCUCCCGUGGUGCCAACACUUCCUACUGGAGCUGUGGUUGGUUUGUGGUUCGGAUUUAAUGGUGGAACUCUGCAGCUACUCGACACGAAUGGAGAAAAUGCUAACACAUCGCCGACAUUGAAAACCGCCAACUGUAUCAAUGGACUUCCAGGUACUCAAGGAGACGUCUUCGGCCAAGUUUCCUGGUGCAAUGCUGAACAAUGGUUCACUGCCGCAAAUACUGGUGUCUCUUCUGGCAAGACUGUCAUCCCUGAUCUCGGGGUGGAUAAGCUUGGCAAUGCUUGUCCAACGAGUCGCUCUUUUGAGAUCACUGAUGCUUGUCCAUCUGACAAUGUCCCAACACAGUAUCUACUUCUUGCAAAUGGUCAGUUGGCACAAGACACAGCAGCGAACCGUGCCGCAAACCCCGAUGCGACUGUCAUCAACAAUGCUUCCGAUGAAGCACUCCUUACAAACAUCAUCGACCCUCUCAUUGGCUGCACUCCAUUCGUUGCACCAUCCUUGGAUGACCCUGGAUCCAGUGUUCCUGCUCUAGCUUUGUCCGAACUUCAGGCUUCCGCAAAACAAGCAGCCCCCAUUGGUUUGGUUCCAUUGAACGAUCCAGAUUGUCUUCUUACUGCAGGUGGAACAGUAAGCACCACAAAGACAAAUACAUAUCGCCUUGGAGUCAAUCAACCAGUUAUCAGCAGUACAGCCAACGGCGAACUUGUUCCAUAUUGCCAAGAUAUGGUCUCUGUGGCACCCCCGUUCCUCUCCGGGUUUCAAACCGUAUUUUCCAACGCAGCUUCCCCUGAUCUUUGUGUGGGCACCAACCUCUUCACUUUCUUGGCCAAUCGAUACCUCAUGUCAUUGACACAACUCACUUGUCCCGCCUCUUCGAUUCCCUUCCAACCGGUGGUGUGUAAACUUAACGGCAAUGGGGUAGCGACUGCGUGUACUAUUACCCUCACAAAUGGGACUACAACAGGAAGUACGAGUACCAAAGCAACCAGCUCGGUCUCAGCGACUUCAAAAGCUGUAACGUCCGUAAAGGCCUCAUCAUCAGUGAAGGCAGUGUCAGUUGCCACAUCUAUCAAAGCAUCUGCCUCCACCUCAGUCAAGGGAUCUAUCUCCACCUCGGCCAAAGCAAUUACCAAAGACAGCAGUACAUUAGCCACUUCCUUCAAACUCGGCACAACAAGUCUAGCAAAUAACGUUGCCACCUCAAGCAUCACCACCCCACCAUCUUCAACCACAGCCCUCAGCACCGUUGCCGCAUUAUCAUCCAAAACCCAGCAAACAAAAACCAUCCUCGUCGAAAUAAUAACCUUCUUCAUCUUCCUCCCCGCCCUGGGCUCCCCUCCCCCCGGCGUAACAUCCAACAGCACCGGCUUCCUCGUCGAGGAAGCCCUCUUCCUCUCCCUCCCCGCUGCCGCCUCCGCAGCCUGCACCUCGCAAUUCAACGCCUGCGCGGCGCUCGCGGGCUCAGCGUUCUCCGGGACCGAUUGUUUGGAUCAACUGAAUAGCUGUCAGGGUGUCGCGACGACGGCGUCGCAGACGGCGAGUGCGCCUGCGACGGUCACAGCUAGUGUGCAGAUCCCGGUGAGCGGGACGGGGACGGUUAGUUUGGCAGGCGUCACGAGUGCGUUGGGUACCGGAGGGGAUGCUUGUGCGCCGGUUACGGUCACGAUUGGGCAGGGGAGUGUGGGGACGAAUGUUCCGAGGGCGGUGCAUGGGCAUGGGAAGUUUGGGCUCUUUAGACAUUAG